Molecule: messenger RNA, 5181 nt
Organism: Cydia pomonella (codling moth)
Lineage: Eukaryota; Metazoa; Arthropoda; Insecta; Lepidoptera; Tortricidae
Product: cyclic GMP-AMP synthase-like receptor
Exons: 7
Coding region: 444-2009 (521 amino acids)
Source: RefSeq, a predicted model, not a curated record
GAACACCGAAGUUCGCAAAUUGGCAUCUUUCUGUCACACUAAGUAUAUACCUAGUAAGCUUAAGCCUAAGGCGUAAGCCUUAAUCGUACGAGUAGUAAAAGAGAAAGAUGCCUGCAAUUUGGAAAUUUCUGUGUUUCGCGGUAGGCCCUCAGUAAUAAAACACAAAAUGUCUAAUGAUUCAUUUUAACAUGCAAGUCGAUUAAUAGUAUCGAUUGUUUGUGCAGUUGAUUAUUUUUUCCCAUCCCUAGUGUAGAAGUGUAGAGCGCGGAGCUGGAAUUCCCCGAAUAAUAAAAAAAGAUUUUUGUCGCUGGUAUCAACUGACGCGUCGGUAUAAAAGCAGUCUGUCGUCGAAAGAGCAAACAAUUUUCGCGAAGAUAUUAUCGCAAGUGCACACUUUGGCAUCAGAAUUCCGGUGUUACAUUUGUGUUUUGUAAUCCGUAAUCAUGAGUCAAAAUCGAAAUCGCACCAACGGCAAUAGUAGUGAUGAUGAUGAGUCACUAAGCAGCUGGGAAGUAGCAGGCUUGGUUGGCCUAGCCGGCUUAGCCAUAGGUGCCGGAGCAUACUACCUGACUUCAUCCUCGUCCACGCAGGCAGAGGAACAAAAGAAAAAAGAAGAAAGAGAGAGGGCAGAGGCAAGGCAGAGGGAACUGGCCAGGCAAGAAGCGGAAAACCAAGGAGGAUAUUCUGCGUGGAAUUUAUUUACCAACGUGGUCUGUGCUGUAGGCAGCGCUGUAAUGGGAUCCCAGUUGUCUGCAGCUUUACCCGCAGAGCCUGUGCUGGUUGUUCCGGAGAAGCCGGUGAUCACAAACAUGAAUGGGCUGCUGCAUGACAUAUAUGUGCGGUACAUAGCGCUAAAGGAUAAAGAGUUUGAGGAGCAUUAUAAUGUGUUUAUGAACAUAUUUCACCGGUUGCAUGAGCAGAUGAAGGUAGCAGAUAAAUACUACAACCGCUAUUCAAGCACAGUACAAUUUGCGGGCAGCCACUACGACCGGCUACGCAUCAACAAGCCCGAUGAAUUCGACAUGGACAUCAUAAUCGGUCUACCCGUCAACCUCAAGGAGGCCCCUAACCCGGCCAACAGCGACAUAGUCCUCGAGCCCAAGGCCCCCGGCUUCAUACAGCUGAAGGCCGGGACACAGUUCCAAAACCUGCCGAAGAGAGACGGCGCGGACUGGGUUAUCAAUAGAACUGCGCAUGACUGGUUGGAUGAGAGAAACUAUUUGCUCCGCUCGAAGUUUACUGACUGGUUCAAAAGCGUUGUCAACAAGGCAAUGAACAGUUUCCCCGUACACCCCAGUUUCCCCGGUCGCCGCGUAAUGAACGUGGAUGGUAUUGCGUACACCUUGCGGCUGUCGUCCAGCGGGCCCGCCAUCACGCUCAUCAUCGAGAACUCGACGGGGUUCCGGCUGGACGUGGACCUGGUCCCGGCCCUGAAGUUCCCCGAGGAACGCUGGCCUAUCUGCAGACCGUAUAGAAAGGUGCCAGACAAAUGCCACCACGAAAUAUUCAUGGUGGUGCCGAAGCCUAUGAAGGGCGGGCUGAACCGAUACGACACGGACCGCUCGUGGCGGAUCGCCAUGCACCUGCAGGAGCGCGACAUCAUGCAUGCCUCAGAGAACAUGCGCCAGGCCAUACGACUGAUCAAAAAACUCCGCGACUCCCAAGGGUUAAACAAAAUAGCAAGUUACUACAUCAAAACAAUCUUCUACCACGAGGCUAUGGCCCGGCAAAGCGACCCCUAUUUCUGGCGCAGAAGCCCCGCCGACCUGUUCAACAUUAUGGUAAAAAAGUUCAUCGAGCAUCUAGAGUCCGGGGAGAUAGCUUAUUUUUGGAAUAAAGAAAAUAACCUCAUCGGCCAUAUUGAGAGAUCCACUUUGAUAGGCUAUGCGAAUAAGCUGAAGAAACUGGUGCCGAUUUUGGACGAUCCGUCGAAAUAUAAGUGGGCUGCGAAGUAUUUGCUGACGGAUAGUCAGUUUAAGGAGUACAACGAUAAAUUUUUGCACAUUUGAAAAGUGAUUUUUUUGGCUGGCAGUGAGAUUGGAUGUAUUUGUGAAAAUCUGUAAGAUAUGUAGUCUAAAAAAACAUCGUUCCCUUGAAUUGGACAGCUGAAUAAGAUUGCGCUGUAUGGUAACUGAAUCAAUCAAUCAAUCAGUCAAUUGACUGAUUGAUUCGGUGACUCCCAAAACAAUUGUUUUGUGAGUUACCGAACGAGAAUGAAGCCGUGUAGCGCCAUCUACCAUUAGCUGUCAAAUUCGAAAAAAUAUUUUUUUUAUACAUAAUACGGCCAAUUUUGUUGCCAGUCAAACUUUUAUCUUGAGCAAAAAAAUAUUUUAGGAUUAAAAUUUAUGAUAAGGAAUUAUUUGCAUUUACAUUUUUGUGUAGUUCUUUUUUUCCGACGGUCGAUGUCUCCAUACUACAUUUGUAUAUAUAUGAGUCGCUUAGCUUCAAUUCAAACUCGGGUAAAUCCAUCUGUCAGAUUAUGCGAUUUUGGUAUUAUGAAAAGGUAAUAAGGUAGAUAUUUGCUGAGAGGGUCGAAUGGAUUAAUCUGAGUUUGAAGUUAAGCGACACAUAUAUGCUCUUGGCCGUUUUCGGCCAUGGCGACUGCUUCAUCAACUCGUUUGUUGGCGUUCAUACUCGUAUGCUCUCGCGUGGCUGACGUAGCCGAUCUGGUUGGCAAGAUACAGGAUUUGUUUUCAUGUGAAACGUUUAAAUAUUGUAGUGAUAACUUUAACACUUUCAGUGCCAACCGCCCCAUUUCUGAUACAAAGUUAAUACAUCCAGCGUGCUACGAGUAUGCAAGUACUUAAUUCCUUAUUCAAGUUAUGGGAGAUACAAUCAUUGUCGGUAAAAAAAGAAAAACGACCCUUUCGAUUUCGGCUUUCCAUUACAAAAGGGUCCUUAUGCUUCAAGUGCAAUAAGGUCCUUUUAUCUGAAAUCCCAACAGAAAUUCUGAUAGAAAGGUCUUUAUUGCGCAUGAAGCUUAAGGAAGGAAAGCUCUAAUGGAAAGCCACAUUAUAAAGCAGCUAGUUAUUUAAAUAUUAUUUACAGUACAUAUGGUGCUACUUUGCCGCACUAGUGCGAAAAUUAGCAUAUUACGUUACUGUGUCGAACAUUUAAAACGCCAUAUGUACCGUAAAACGUUGUACGAUACAUGUGCGAAUAGAUAAUUCGCAACUCGUGUCGAUUUAAAACACUCCCUUCGCUCGUGUUUUAAUUUAUCGCCACUCGUUUCGAAUUUCCUAUUUUUCGCACUUGUAUCGUAAUUAUAAUUAUUUAUAAUAAUUGUGUGUAAUUACAUAAUACCUAUCGAAAAGUUAUUUCGAUAAGAUUAUAAUAUCUCAAUUUCAAAGAUACCUACAGCAAUGGUUACUUAAAAUAAUUGUGUAAUAUAAUUAUGAAGGACGCUAGACAUUACAGUAUUAAUUGUAAUAAAUAAAUUCACAAAAGAGGGCCCCACUCCUCGCCACUUCGUACUAAUUUUAUAAAUUAGUACGAAAUGACAAGGAGUGGGACUCACCUUUUUAAAUACAUGUAUCCAUCCAUAUCUGCCGGGUCUAUGGGGGCAAUGGGGAAGGUAAUCGUCAAUUUGAUUAUUUAUGGUAAAUAAAAUAAAAAUGUACCAUCGUCGAGAGCGCCAUCUAUGUCUAUAUUUGACCGGCCUUCCCCGUAGCACCGACCCCGGAGUAGUAGGUUUAGUCCUGGAGAAUAACCAAUUAAAAAAUUGGGUGAUAUGGUUAUGUUUGACGAUACGCUGAGGGUUGGAUACGUAGGUUAUACUGAACAACUUAUACUAUGGGCCUACAAACCUGGAAUCGCGAAAAAAAAUCUAUUUUCUAUGGAACGACAAAUAUUUUUUCACGAUUUCUGGGUUAGCCCCAUAGUAAAAGUUGUUCAGUAUGACCCACAUAUCCACCCCUCAGCGUAAUGGUCAAAGAUAACAAUUUCACCCGUACGUAUGGUGCUUAUAUAGUGUCUAUAAUAGUCCUCGCGUAUUUAUAAUUAAGAAAUACUUAUAUAUAUAUAUACUAAGAGUCAUUGAUAGUAGAAAAGAUGUACUCGUAAAGUCUAAGAAAAAUUCGUGCACCUAGUGGUCAAAAAAGCUGAAAUAGCUUUUUUGACAACUGGCUUGUUUGACGCUGUCCUGUCCCAAUGAUUGACAUAUUAUACUAUAUCAAUGGUGCCAUGUCUUGUGCUUACUGGAGUGUUAAACGUGAGCUUUUGACAACCCAACUGACCACAUAAAGUAGGCCGCAGCUUACAAAAUCUUAGACUGCAUAUCUUAUAGUUCUUAAACGAAAAUGAAUCUUUCCUUUAAAAAAUUGUGACUAAUUAAGUUUGUUGUAUUGUAUUUGUAGCCCAGUAUUUGUUUAUUUUAUUUGACGCAUUGGUGAAGCUUCAGAACCGGUUCAUUUUGAAAAUCGAAAAUAUCUAGAGUUAGACCAAGAUACGUUGGCAGCGAUUUUCACAGCCUCUGCAAGUGUUACUUUAAAUGUCAAACUUCUAUGAAAUUAUGACGUUUACUUAACACUUGCACAGGGUGGGCUAUCAAAAUCGCUGAAAACUUGUCUUGGUCUGACUCUAGAUACUAAACUAGAAACACUUGAUCUUCGAAAAACGCCGAGACGACUCUGCCAAAGCGUUAUAGAUGCCUAACUAAGCGUUGCCAACGUCUGAAGUGCUUGUGCUUUAGAUAUUGAUGAUUUUCGUUAUUACAUACACCGUUUCCGAAGUAAUCUGUGUUUGUCGUGACUUCGCAUUUAUCUUUAUCUUUGCUUAAUUGUUACGUCCAUAAUAUUCCUAUUUUUUAUGUCAGUAAUCAUUAUUAUUAAUUUAUUACUUGUUUACAUUUAAGUUUUUGACCGAAUUAACAUAUUGACUGCCACGUCUUUUUGAUUGAUUGAGGGAUGGGAAGGUCUACCAUAAACGUCGGAAAUAGAGAUUUUGUUAUCUGCCUCUAUCGCUCUUGCAUAUUUGAGCGGCAGAGAGGCAGAUAACAAAAAUGUCGAUGUCCAUCGUAGGCCCUAAAAAGGUAGGUACGAUUUUCAUUUAUAACAGUAGGUACCCGUUGUCGGGUAUUUCCAACUUUACCACAAGGACAGUUUAAAGUUUAUGUUUUUGUUUCUGUAAGGGUCCAAAGAUAAUUAUAAUGACUGAUUAUUGUAAUAAAUGAUUAACCACCGA